ACGCUUUUGGCCAAACCCAUUUAUUGCAGCGUUGAGCAGAAAUGAAGCAAAUGACACAAAUAAGUUGUCUCUUAUGCGUUGCUGGUCAUGCUCUAUUUGAAUUAUUGAUUGAUUCGCGCGCUCUCUCUCUAUCUCUCUUUCACCUCCCUUAGUUCUUUUUGUUUUGUGUUGUAUUUUUAUGCUUAAACGUUUCAUUUCUUUAUCUUCUGCUUGUCAGAAGAAAAAGUUGAAUAGUUCUUCCAUGCCUCCGAAAUCUUCCAAAAGCUCAAAAGCUACAAAAACUGCCACUGAUAAACAGGUAAUGAAUUUGGAGGUUAAACCUGUCAUCUGUCAUUUAUGAUUUUGUGAAUGGUUUUCGCGGUGACAGAGGUAAUUUUGAAGAGGCCGAGAAACUGAUUGCCCUGAUAGUGAGGAGUAAACAAGAGAGAUGGCUGCCAACAGCUGUGGCUCGAAGAAACAGAAGCUUAACAACUCAGCUAGUGUCGCUUGUAAUGGAUCGACAUCUAAUGGUCUCAAAAAUGGGACUGUUGCCUGCCCAGAAAUGUGCUUCUAUUGCUUUGAAGUGCUGAAUUCAUAUCUCAAUUGCUCACAAGCACCCAAAGCUCCUGACUUCUGUAAUGAGCCGUUCCCAAUCUUCGUGACAUGGGAAACUGCAAAGGAUCGUCGCCUGAGGGGCUGCAUUGGUACUUUUAGUGCGAAGAAUCUUCACGUUGGACUUCAAGAGUAUGCAGUGACAAGUGCCUUGAAGGACUCUCGUUUCGAUCCUAUUACUCUGGAAGAACUUCCAAGGUUGCGAGUAUCUGUGUCGAUUUUGUGUCAUUUUGAAGAGGGCUCUGAUUACCUUGACUGGGAGCUUGGUGUCCACGGCAUCAGCAUAGAAUAUUUCAGCGAUAAAGGUGUCAGACAUUCAGCAACUUAUCUUCCUGAAGUAGCCACCAAACAAGGCUGGGACCAGAUGCAGACAAUUGAUUCCCUCCUUCGUAAAGGUGGAUUCAAAGCUACAGUCACUCCAGAAGUGCGUAAUGCAAUUAAAUUGACUCGCUACAGGAGUGAGAAGAUAUCUGUUACAUAUUCUGAAUACAUGGACUAUUGCCUUCUUCAUAGUUCAAAAUCCACUGAAAAAUGUGCAUCGGAUUCUGAAGAAGAUUCCUCAGAGAUGCCAAAUGACAAGCAAGGACAACAGAUUGAUGGGGCUGAAACUGGGGGUGAUGGGGUUAUUUCAUUAACUAAAUCUGGCGAUGUAGCAGUUAAGAUUCAUGCAAAGCCUGGAGCAAAGAAAAAUGGCAUUACAGAUAUUAGUGAGGAAGGUGUUGGCGUUCAAAUAUCUGCUCCACCUGUAGAGGGUGAAGCCAAUACUGAGCUUGUUCGAUACAUUGCUGAAAUUCUUGGACUCAGAAAAGGAGACAUAAGUUUGGACAAGGGUUCACGAUCAAGAAAUAAGACAAUUUUAGUGUCCAAUGGAAAAUUAUCGGUUGAAGAAAUAACUGAGAAGAUUAAAAAAGAAAUGGGCUCAAGUUAGUGCUUUUAUUUUUCAUUUUUUUUGCUUGAAUUUUCAAGCUCAUUGUGAUGAGAUUUAAAUGUGUGUUACAAUGUUACCCUCUAAGCACAGGGGUACCAAAAGUAAUAUCUAUAAAAUUGUCAAAAUAUUGAAAGCGUGUUGAUGUUGAAAGAUAAUAAACCAGGUGCCAAUCAUGAUCAGUGCCUUUGAUUUUGUGAAAUGGUUGAGAAACAACUGCCAUUUGAUUACUUUUAAUUGUAAUGUAACCUUGUUUCAAUGAAAUGGCCUAAACACUCCUAUCUCAGGCUUGUUUUGUUUGUUGUAGAAGUUUCAUUCUAUUUACUGAUCCAGGAUUUUGUCAAUUGAUUGGUUUGGUAUUUUACCUUUCAAGUUGUUGACAUCUCUCAAAUGUUCUUUACCAGAAAAAAAAAAUUAUUGGUCUCUAAGAUUUAAGUUGAUUCCGAACUGUCAGGUGACUUGGACAUUGUCUGUUCAUGUUUCAUGAAGCAAAGUUUUCAGUAUUCUUAAAGUUCUCAAUGAUAUUUUAUGCUGUGUAGGCUUUUCUUAAUUUUUGUUUUUGACAUUCAUCUGUAUUUUGAGGAAAGUAGAAAAAACUGUAGCAGUUAACAGUUCCACAGAUUUCCCUUUCCAGCUGUUUGCUUUUCUUUGGCUAUUUUCGAUGGUGCAAGAUUGCUCAAUGCACUUCUGACAUUUCCCUCUCAAUGUGGCACUGGGUGUAAUGAAUAAACUCAUAAUUAUUUAUGUAA
This is a messenger RNA of Thrips palmi, 2265 nucleotides long. RefSeq lists its product as uncharacterized. The record is from RefSeq and is a predicted model, not a curated record. The transcript is spliced from 4 exons. Lineage: Eukaryota; Metazoa; Arthropoda; Insecta; Thysanoptera; Thripidae. Bases 428 to 1519 code for a protein of 363 amino acids.